Messenger RNA from Cutaneotrichosporon cavernicola, 708 nucleotides. RefSeq lists its product as uncharacterized. The record is from RefSeq and is a predicted model, not a curated record. The transcript has a single exon. The coding region runs from base 1 to 708 and encodes 235 amino acids. NCBI's taxonomy places the organism in Eukaryota, Fungi, Basidiomycota, Tremellomycetes, Trichosporonales, Trichosporonaceae.
AUGGCCCCACCCCGUGCUGCGGCGUCCCCAACUCAUCCGGCCGCUACGACCGGACCGGAGGAGGAGAGAUACACGGACGAUCCGCAUUGGAACAAGGGAAAUAUCGUACUCCUCGCCGGCGAUACGCGCUUCCGCGUGCCCGACUAUUUGCUGUAUUGGUCCAGCCCGCUCUUGACGCGCACUUGCUAUGGGCAGAGAAUGAUCAAACUGGAGCGCGACGCAUCGACGCUCCGCCUCUUCCUCAUUCUUGCCGCCACCUUGCGCGUCGACUUUACGCUUCCCGUACCCGCGCUGGCCUCUCUCUUCCGUCUCCUCACCGCCUGGGAGUGCAAUACUCUCGGGGCCCUGGCGAUCGAGCGCAUCGACGCUGCCCUGCGGGGCAACCUGGUACACCCCCUGAAGCUCCUCCACCUCGGACUCGCGGCGGACUGCGAACCCCUCCGCGUCAUGGCACUGUGCUUCACGGCCCCUGGCAACGUGGGCGAGCCGCUGUACCACACUCCCCAGCGAGGCGGCGCGUGGAAUGCCUUCUCGCCUGACAACUGGCCGUUCGCGCUGUGGGAGACACUCGAUGCCUUCCCUGCCGCUGUGUGGGCGCUUGCCAAAGCCACGAGUGUUAGUUUUACGCCAGGCGAGGCCCUUGCAGAGUUGUUCGAGCGCCUGUAUGCCGAAGCGCAAGGGACACGUGUCCCAGCGGCCACGCGUUAG